This is a messenger RNA of Xenopus laevis (African clawed frog), 1129 nucleotides long. It is a transcript of the gene guca1bl.S, whose product is annotated as guanylate cyclase activator 1B like S homeolog. Gene Ontology annotation, cellular component: photoreceptor inner segment; cone photoreceptor outer segment. The coding region runs from base 315 to 911 and encodes 198 amino acids. Lineage: Eukaryota; Metazoa; Chordata; Amphibia; Anura; Pipidae. Gene Ontology annotation, biological process: visual perception. The transcript is spliced from 4 exons. The record is from RefSeq and is a predicted model, not a curated record. Gene Ontology annotation, molecular function: calcium ion binding; calcium sensitive guanylate cyclase activator activity.
UUUGCGCUAGCGUUAUCCACUUCGCGCUUUAGUAAUUUUGCCCCUAUGAGAGCAAAGCAAAUCUUCAGUAAGUAUAUUGGCCAUUUAAGGCUUUGGAUCAGAUAGAUGAAGAGAUUACUAAGAGAUAAUUAAGCGCACCUAUUAAUGUGUCCAUCCAACCAGAUUUUAGCAGUCUUAGCUCACAUAUAAAUCUAAGCGUAUAUGGUUUCUAAUGAUACACUUUUCUUCCUGACCUUGGGUUAAAGGACCAGAGAAAUACAGUAGCUUGACCUACAACCAGACCUCCCCAAAAUUAACCAGCCCUCCAUAAGGGAAUGCAAGAGCAGGCGAUGGGGCAGACACAGACUGCGUACAAGGACGAAAUUGAUGUGGCAGAUUUGCAGGAUAUGUACAAGAAAUUUGUUAUGGAGUGUCCCAGCGGGGCGCUGUUCCUGCACGAAUUCAAGAGCUUUUUUGGGGUCUCGAUGAACAACGAAGCGUCGCAGUUUAUGGAAAGUUUGUUCAAGUCCUUCGACAGAAACAGGGACAACACCAUAGAUUUUCUGGAGUAUGUGGCCGCCCUAAAUCUCACCCUUCGUGGAAAAUUGGAACACAAGCUGCGAUGGUCUUUCAAAAUCUACGACAAGGAUGGCAAUGGCUGUGUAGAUAAGAGGGAACUGAAAGAAAUCAUACAGUCAAUAUACAGCAUAAAGAAAGGAUGGAGAAGAGAUCAAGAGGCCCAGUUAAUGAACCCAGAGGAAAUAUGCGAGCGGAUUUUCCAAAUUGUGGAUGAAAAUGGUGAUGGGCAGCUUUCUCUGCAUGAGUUUGUGGAAGGGGCAAAGAAGGAUAUUUGGGUCCAAAAGAUGCUGCAGCUUGAUACCAAUCCCUGCAAUUGGGUUAUGGAGCAGAGGAGAAAGAGUGCGUUAUUCUGAUCUUUAAUGGCCGCCUGGGACCCACCAAUUUGCCUUCAUAUACAGGGACUCGCAGCAAGGGGAACAGAAGAACAACUCCUCCUUGUUUGUCCUUCUCACCUAAAGGGCUUUUAUGGGCAGAUGGCAAAAAUAUUUCUUCAUGCAUUAAUCAGUGACAAACUGUCAGCUCCUCUGCCCUGGACUCUUUCCAGGUGUUUUCAUUAUUCCAAAUGAGUCUA